AUGGAUCCAGAAGUUGAUGAUGAUGAUCUUCGUUCAUUAUCUGAACGUAUUUUACCUUUAACGUCUACAUCUUAUACAAAUAAUACAUCUUCUCGUACUACUACUACUACUAAUAAUACUAAUAAUACUAAUAAUAAUAAUAGUCGUACUCGUUUAUUAAAAUCACAAAAAAAUAUUUCAUUUGAUAAUCAAAUAUUUCAUGAAGAAACAUCUUUACCACUAACAGCAACUACAGGUGAUAUUAUACAAAUGAGUGAUGGUACAAGAAAAAAAUAUAAUGGUUCAUCAUGGCGUCGUAUGUGUUCAAAACCUAAUUGUACUUAUUAUACACAAAGUCAAGGUUUAUGUAAACCACAUUUAGCUGCAUUAAAAAAACGUAAAAUAUUAAAAAAUGAUAAUGAAUUAAUACAAACACAACAACAAAUAACAUCUGAACAAGAACAACCAAAAAAAGGUGAUAUUAUGAUUUUAUCAAAUGGUAUACGAAAAAAAUUUGAUGGACGACAAUAUCGUCGUAUUUGUAAUAAAACAAAUUGUACUGUUGUUGUACAUGGUAGUCUUGAAUAUCAAAAUGGUUUAUGUCCACAACAUUAUCAAGAAUGUCGUGGUAAAACUAAUAGUCCAUCAUUAUCUUGUUCUGAAUCAGAACAACAAUUUUUAUCUGAAUCUUCUUCAACACCAUUGACACAAUCUAUAAGUUCAUCUUCAUCACGUAAACGUCGUCGACUAAAAUCUCCAUUAUCAUCUGUUAAUCAUUCUCAAUCAUCAAUAUUUGAUAUAAUAAAUAAAAAUUCUAUACCAAAACCUAAUCGUCGUUUAUCAAUAGCUGUCAUUCCAGCAACUGUUGAUAUAAAUCAUCCAAAUAAAGGUGAUAUUAUUGAAAUGGAAAAUGGUUCAAGAAAAAAAUUUGAUGGUGUUGUUUGGCGUACUAUUUGUUCUAUACCUGGAUGUUUAAUAGCUGCACAACGAAAUGAAUUAUGUCGAAAACAUUUUAUUAAACUUAAUGGUAAACAAAGUACAGCACCAACUAUGGCUAUGAAUAUUAUUGGAUCAGGAACAAUGAUUAUGUCAAGAGCAAAUAGUACUUCAUCAAUAGAUGAAAAAAUAGAACCUCAAGAUUCACAAAAAAAAGAAACAAUAUCAAAUAUAAAAGAAGAAUCAAUUGAUUAUGAUGAUAAUCAACAAGAAGAAACAAAUAUUGAUAAUGUAUCACACAGUUAUAGUGCCUCAGAUGAUGAUACACAUAUUAACCAAGAACAGUCAUCAUCUCUAAUCGAUGAAGAUAAUUUAGAUGCACAAAUAGAUCAUUCAUUAAUCAAUGCACUUUCAGCUAGUCGAGAAAAAUUUCCAACAACUUUUUUAAAAAAAUGGCUACGAGAACAUCGUACUAAUCCAUAUCCAAGUAAUCAAGAAAAAUUACAAUUAGCUAAACAAUCAUCCAUAACAUAUGAUCAAGUAACAACAUGGUUUAAUAAUGCACGUGCUAUACUUCGACGUCGUCAAGCUAAAUUACAACAUUCAUUUGAUAAUGUUGAUGAUAAUCAUGAUGAUGAACAAUUAUCAUAUGAAAAUAAAAAACGUUCUGAAUCUUCAAGAGGUCCUCGAUCAUUACCUUUAUUUAAUGGUAUAUGUUGUCGUUCAAUAGGUAUACAAUGUAAUCCUUCAACAGUAGAUCAAACAACAAUAACAUCAACAAAAAUAUCUGUUAUGACUGAUGAUGAACUUACAUUAGAUCGUACAAUAAGAAUUUUAACACCAUCAAGUCGUGUAUUAACAACUAAUUAUCUUAAAAGAAAUGGUAGUCAUGAAUUUUUAUUAAAUGGAAUUAAAAAUGACGAUGAAAAUGAACGAGAAAAAUCUAUUAUUGUUACAAGUACUUGUCUUGAUGAUGAUCAAAUGAUUCGUUUAAAAGAAUUUUGUUCAAAAUUUCAAAUUGAAUUAUCAAAUAUUGUUGAUAAUCAUACAACACAUUUAAUAACUGAUGAAGAAGGUGAAACACUUGUAUGUCCAUUAUCAAAAAAAGUUAUACAAUCUGUUGCACGUCAUAUGUAUAUUGUAACAUAUCGUUGGAUUGAUGCUUGUUUAAAAGCUAAUCAAAUAUUAAAUGAAAAAUUAUAUGAAAUUCAAGGAGAUUUAACACUUUCAUCAGAUCAUAAUGGUAUGCAACGAAGUCGUCAAAGUAUAUUACCAGAUAGUUUACCAAAAAAUUUAUUAUUUGAAAAUUUUUCUAUUAUGUUAAAAUGUAAUGGUUGUCAAGAAAUGAUGAAUAAUGAUGAAUUAAUUGAAUUAGUUCAAUUAUCUGGUGCUAAACAUACAACUGAUUCACAUUUUUCACGUUUACAAAUAGGUAUAACACGUAUUGUUCUUUGUGAAAAAGAAUAUUUAAUUAAUCGACGAGAAAUGUAUGAAAAAUGUAUUCAAGCUGGUAUUCAUUUUCUUACACCUGAAUGGUUUCUUGAAUCACUUGUUCAAUAUCGUAUUCAACCGUUUCAAGAAUAUCAAAUAACACCAUGA
This is a messenger RNA of Rotaria sp. Silwood1, 2514 nucleotides long. The record is from the annotation of a GenBank genome assembly. NCBI's taxonomy places the organism in Eukaryota, Metazoa, Rotifera, Eurotatoria, Philodinida, Philodinidae.